AUGGUGAAGAAAGGUCGUGCCCAGCGGCAGCAAGAGAGCAGCCAGAGUCGCAGCCGAGUGCGCCGCGAGUCCAAGAGCAAGUCAGGCGAUCGGCUGGACAACGCUGACCUACUCUCCAGCAUGAGGAAGCGCAUCGGCGACUCCCAGAAGACCAUCAUUGACAAACUGGACACGUCGGUGGCGAACAUCAACAACCAGAUUGCAGAUCACGACAUCAUCCUGAACUCCAUUCAGCGGGACAUGCUCAGUCACCAGGAGCAGAUCAAGAAACAGAACCGAACCAUCGCAGAGCUCUCCAGCCAGGAGAUCAAGGGCGCGACGCACGUCGUCGCUCGUCGCGCCAAGGAGAUGCGGUGGUCCGACCGCGCUGGCUCUGACCUGCCCCAUGCGGGCCUGAUGCGCCAGUCCCUGCAGGCUCGCGAGACCUCUGCUCGCGCGGAAGCGGUCGGUUCGAAUGGGGAUGCGCGCGUUGCUCGGCAAGUCGCCCGCAUUUGGCGCAUGCCGCUUGCCUGGAAGCGCUCGGGCAGGCAGAAUUUCCCCCGGCAGGUGACAGAUGUGGACGGAGUGCGCCUGUAUGCGCUGCGCCGCGAGCUGGUUGAGAGCCAGAGCAUGCCCGCGGACUUUCGCGCGAGCGCGGCCGCCUUCCCCCCGAACGGCCAGCCCUUCGAAGGAGAAGUUGUGGCGCGUAUUCCUGGGGGCACUAGGCCUCUCCCCCUUUCUAACGCGGACACCAAACUGUCGAGCGCAAGUAUUGCUUGGCCGCUGUCGCAGAUUACCAAUGACAUGGUCCAGGGCCCCCAAAAGGGCGCCCUUACAGGUCGCCAGAUGAUAGACAACAUCAUCGGGUUAUACGCCAACCUUGUCAUUGCUAACUCCCUCUGUGACCAGAAGCGAGCAGGCUCGGCCCUGUUCGACCUAAAGGCCGCGUUCCCCAGCAUCAUGCACGAGUAUACUUGGAUUGUGUUCCAUAGCUACGGCGCCCUUGAGUCGCAUGAGGAGGCGAGCAACCGAGACGAGAUUCUCGAGCAUGCACGACUGCUGCGCAAGUUCGGCCUCGACGGCAGCGAGGGCGCAGGCGGCCCCGCCGAUGCCGAUGCCGCGGCGGCCGAGCGGGGCGCGCCCUGGGAGGCCCCGAGCGGCGGCGGCUGCCCGGCACGGGCCCCGCUGCGCCCCAGCGGCGGAGGCCUCCGCGCCGCCGCGGCUGGCGGAUUUCAUCGUGGUGCGGGCUGCGCUGCGCAAGGCCGAGGCAGCCGCUGGCGAGCUCGACAGCCCGCUGCUGUGCGAGCUGCUCGACGUGCCGGGCGCGGAGGAGGUGCGCCAGCGCGCGGCACCGGCGGCGGGCGGGGCGCCCGGGCUGCCCGAGGACCUGCAGGUCAUCGACGCGUCCACCCAUCCGGCCAUCUGCGAGCAGCUGCGCGCGUUCCUGGCCGACGUGCCGUCGGACCUCGAGGACCAAGACGCGGGCUGCAGCGGACCGAGUUCGAACAGAUGACUAGUCCCCUGGAAGAUCGCUGGAGGCCCAAGAACUAG
Messenger RNA from Prorocentrum cordatum, 1530 nucleotides. The record is from the annotation of a GenBank genome assembly. NCBI's taxonomy places the organism in Eukaryota, Dinophyceae, Prorocentrales, Prorocentraceae.